CCUCCUCCCUGUAAAAAAUCAAUAAAAUAUAUUUUUAAAAACAAACAAAAAAAACCCAUGACCUCCUGGUUCAUGGGUCAACACUCACUCAUUGAGCCACACUGGCCAGGCCAAAUAUGUCUUUACUCCUUCCCCAAUAACUGUACUAUCAGCUUCCUGGGUAAGGGCUAUGAUGCCUGACUUACCUGUCUCUAAUAUCUGCACUCCCACCAGGGCCUGAUAGGCUUACAGUAGACCCCUAAUAAAUGUCAGGUGAAUAAAGGAGAGUAACGUGUGUAUUUGCUUUUUGGGUGUUGUCUGUGUAUAUGUUACUGUAGUGAGUUCAAGUCUUUAUGUGCAUCUCACAGAAUGUUUAUAGUUGUGUGUGUGAUGAGGGCUUGCUUCCAGGUGUGCCAGAUGAUGACAGUUUGUGUCUGUUUCUGAGACUGAGUGCAUGUUUGUGUGUUUCUGUCUGUGAUGGCGCAUCUGUGGUUCUUUCUGAUGGGGUGGAUGUCCAUUUGUGUUCCUGUGGUGGAUUCUGGGCAGCUGUUUCUGAACAAUGUCAGUGACAGUGCUGUAUGCCUGCGGGUACAUGCAUAUCUAUGACUGGAUCUAUCCGUCACAGGUAUCACAUAUGUUUGCCUUUGCAGCAGUGCAUGUGUGUCUCAAGCAUUUGUGUGGCUUACUGGGACAGUACAAGUUUUUAUGUGACAGUGCAUAUUUGACGGUGCUAGUGCCUUUGUGACAAGUUCUGGUGGUGUGUCUGACAGACAUUUCUGUGUCAUUGUCACAUGGUAAUGUAGGUCUACGUGAAUCUCUCUGGAGUGCCUGUCUUUCUGUGACUAUAUCUGUGUCAUUCGGGGAUAUGACUCUCUGGCAGCAUGCCUGCCUGACAGUGGAUGGAGCUCUUUGUGACAGUGCACGUCUGCAUGUGUGUCUAGGAUAAGUUUACAUGAAUGUGAUGAUACGUAUCUGUGUAUAUCUCAUUUGGUCCUUCAUGUGUGUCUCUUUGGAGUGCAUGUCUGUCUUCCUGCAGCAUGAGGCCCGACUGUUUUUCUCAAAUUUGUGACUAAGGGUUUUUUACCACCUCUCAGCCCCUGUCUCUCACCUGGAGUACACCCCCAAGCCACCACCACUCUGGCUUGCUCCUCCAUCUCAAGAACCACCCCCCCCCCGCCCUUCCAGAUUCUGGACCUGCUGACUGGGCUCACAGCUGGCCGGGUUUAGCCCCAAAAACACCCCCACAGGCCGCCUCUCUGUGAUGCUGCCUUUGACCAGCAUGCUCCUGUUGUAGUGGUCAGGGGGUUGCCCUCCCUGGCAGCUGAACAGAAUCUUCCAGGAUCCCCGGCUUCAGUUUCAGGGCAGAGGCCAUGGGUCGCCUAACCUAGAGGGCCCUUGUCCUUGGUGAGGAGCAUCCUUGAGAGCCAGGGUUCUGGAUAGCCACUGGCCCAGAUUCUGAGAAGCUGGGCCUGGCGUUAUCUCCGUGCUAAUCUUGAGGCAGCAGCAAACCAACUUCCUAGGAAAGGAGGGGGUGCAGCUUUUUUUUCCAGUUUUUUUUUCUAUAUAUACAUAUACGCACAUAUAUAAAAACAACCCCGUGCAACAACCAAAACAAAUGCAUUUGCUGCAAAGGGAUUCCCAGAACCGGUUUCCUCUUCGCGCGCGCCCCCUCAUUUGCAUGCAGACCCCGCCCCCACGGAAGAUCCGGGCGCGUAUUUGCAUAAGGGGGUACUUGAGACCUGGAGGGUGGUAUGCAAAUGAGGACUGGCUCCGAUUGGCUGGGGUACAGCAGGUGCCGCGUCCGGAUUGAUCAAAGCCAAGUGGGCGGGGCCGUCGCUCUGAGCGACUCUCUCGGGAGGCGCGUGCCCCGGCUCAGUAGCGUUGGGGCUGGCGAGCGCAACGAAUCAGAGCAUUGCGCCGUCUGUGGGCGCUUCUGGGCCACCGGCUUCUCCGCCUUCCACCCUGGCGCCCCCAAGUCCUGGCUCCCCAUCCUCGCUGCCCAGGGCGUCGACGCCCUGCGGGCUCAGCGGGCUCAAUCUGCGCAGCGCCUCCUCCAUGUUGAGCAAACCUCUUCAGGGGCUCGCGGUGGCCCCCGUGACCCCCACACCGCCGCCAGGAGGCAAGGAUCGGGAAGCGUUCGAGGCCGAGUACCGACUUGGCCCCCUGCUGGGAAAGGGGGGCUUUGGCACAGUCUUCGCAGGACAUCGCAUCACAGACCGGCUCCAGGUGGCCAUCAAAGUGAUCCCCCGGAAUCGCGUGUUGGGCUGGUCCACCCUGUCAGAGUCAGUCACAUGCCCACUGGAAGUAGCACUGCUGUGGAAGGUGGGUGCAGGUGGUGGACACCCUGGUGUGAUCCGCCUGCUUGACUGGUUUGAGACCUCAGAGGGCUUCAUGCUGGUCCUUGAGCGGCCUUUGCCUGCCCAGGAUCUCUUUGACUACAUCACAGAACAGGGCCCGCUGGGUGAAGAACGGAGCCGCUGCCUCUUCACCCAGGUAGUGGCAGCCGUUCGGCACUGCCACGCCCGUGGAGUUGUUCAUCGUGACAUCAAGGAUGAAAACAUCCUGAUAGACCUCCGCCGAGUCUCUAUCAAACUCAUUGAUUUUGGUUCUGGUGCCCUGCUUCAUGAUGAACCCUACACUGACUUUGAUGGGACAAGGGUAUACAGCCCCCCGGAGUGGAUCUCUCGUCACCAGUAUCAUGCUCUCCCGGCCACUGUCUGGUCACUGGGUAUCCUUCUCUAUGACAUGGUAUGCGGAGACAUUCCCUUCGAGAGGGACCAGGAGAUUUUGGAGGCUGAGCUCCACUUCCCUGACCAUGUAUCCCCAGACUGUUGUGCCCUAAUCCGCCGGUGCCUGGACCCUAAACCUUCUGCUCGACCCUCACUGGAGGAGAUCCUGGUGGAUCCCUGGAUGCAGAAACCAGCUGAGGAUGCACCUCCUGAUACCCCUAAAGGGGGUUCUGCCCCUUUGGCCUGGUCCCUGCUGCCCUAGUUGGGCUGUCCCAUGGCCAUGCCACAGAAAUAGGAUAUCUGUUGAUCUGGUUUUACAGGGCCUCCCCCUCCACCUUUUUUGGAUUCUUGCUGCCUCCUUCUGAGCCAGGAUUGUCCAGUUGCUGAAAUGUAAAUACUUAUGUAUUAGGAGGAAGGGAGCUCCAACUGUGUCAUCCUCUCCCUUCUCCACAUGCCUGGAUUAUUUAAAAAGCCAUGUGUGGAAACCCACUAUUUAAUAAACGUAAUAGAAUCACAAGUGA
Myotis daubentonii (Daubenton's bat) is the source of this 3229-nucleotide messenger RNA. It is a transcript of the gene PIM2, whose product is annotated as Pim-2 proto-oncogene, serine/threonine kinase. Gene Ontology annotation, molecular function: protein serine/threonine kinase activity; ATP binding. The record is from RefSeq and is a predicted model, not a curated record. NCBI's taxonomy places the organism in Eukaryota, Metazoa, Chordata, Mammalia, Chiroptera, Vespertilionidae. Gene Ontology annotation, cellular component: cytoplasm. Gene Ontology annotation, biological process: negative regulation of apoptotic process; regulation of mitotic cell cycle; protein autophosphorylation.